AUGGUAUACUGUGGCAAACCCAGCAAAGGUUGCGGCCAGUGUCGUUCCAGAAAGAUCCGAUGCGAUCAAGCUAGGCCCGCUUGUUCACAAUGUAUCCGGGCUAAGCGGGACUGCCCCGGAUAUCGGGACCAGCUAUCUUUAAUGUUUCGAGACGAGAGCAAAUCAGUCGUGCGCAAAGCCAAGGCGGAGGCGGGCUCCUCUGCUAGUCCUGCGUCUUCUGCGUCGUCAGCCCGAUCUAGACAGAAGCGGUCGUUAACGCGAUCGUCUCGCAUUGCAUCCCCAGAUGGGACUGCCACUGAGAAUCUGCCGUCUGAGCGGACCCUGGCCCUAGUGGACCCGGCGUUCAACUUCAUCUUCGACAUGGGUCCACCAGUGGACUUUGCCAUGCCAAACCCUUGGUCAUUACCGCUUGAAGUCCAACCCCCGCCUGAUGCAUCUAAACAAGAAGCCAUCUGUUACUUUUUACGAGGCAAUGCUAUUCCCGGUAGCUCAUGGAUGGGGGACUUUGUCACCCGGUUCUUGGCUGAACCCGGGGCCACAUCUAGCCAGAAAGCCAUGCAAUCUAGUGUACUUGCCGUCUCGUCGGCUAUGCUAUGCCGUGUUCGGAAGAUGACGUCGCUAAAAGACCUGGCGCAAAAGGAAUAUGUUUCGGCUUUGAAUCUACUGAACACGGCAUUGGCGGAUGCGGAGGAGGCCAAGACGAAUCAAGCAUUGGGGGCUGUCGUACUGCUUGCUGUUUAUGAAGUUGUCACAUCGCGAGCUCCACGGGACAUUGACCAGUGGACGAACCAUAUCACUGGAGCCACCGCCCUUUUAGAUUUGCGGGGUCCUGAGCAGUUAAAAACAGAGAUCGGCCUCCGUCUAUUCCUACAUCUUCGUUAUCAGAUUAUCAUUAGCUGUAUCCAACGGGAUGCGCGGGUACCACAGUCCUUACUUGACUGCACAGAGUACGCCAUGUUUCUCCGACCAGGCGAAGCACACGGCAACCGCUUGAUCAUGAUCAUCGGCCGACUAUCCAACCUUCGCGUGGAUAUCCGAGAGAAGAUCCUUACCGACCACCGAGAGAUUAUAUCGGUCGCUUCUAGUAUCGAGGCUGAUUUGAUUGCCUGGCUAGCGGUACUGCCAUCUGAUUUCACAUACGAAACCCAUACCAAGUCCCCAUAUGAUUUCAUGUUCCAAGAACGUUGUCGUGGGCUGUCUCUAUACGACGACAAAUAUCACGAGUACCCUAGUCUCUGGGUCUGCAAUACUUGGAAUCAGUACCGUUGCGCCCGGAUCUUGGUCAGCGAGAUCAUCCUCUCUCAUAUCAGAAAGCUAUCCGAUUCAUCCUCUACUCGACUACUCUCUGAUGAGUUCCGACAGCACUGCAAGACCAUAUGGGCUACUACCCAGCGACUCGCAGUCGAUAUCUGCCGUAGCGUGCCAUAUCACCUGGGUGCACAUUUGAAGCAUGCCUCGCCCAAUUUCCCACCCCCAGAAAGCUAUAUGGGAGGUCUUAUGCUGCUCUGGCCUUUGUUUUUGGCAGGCAUUGUUGAGAAUCCGAAUCAUGCGCUCCGCCGAUGGGUCAUACAAUGUCUGAAAAUGGUGGGCCAUAGCUAUGGAUUUGACCAGGCUUUGGCAAUCAUGGAUAUCGUGGCUGCUGACCCGGGUAUACUUCACGAGGCUGAGGCACAAGCUGUGACAGAAGAAUAUCCCUCGCCCGAAAAGACUCUGAGCCCCGCGAUUCUGCCUGAUCUCCACUAUAGCCAGAUUCCUCAGUCGGAGGAUACGAUUUUCUGA
Penicillium cataractarum is the source of this 1779-nucleotide messenger RNA. RefSeq names its product Zn(II)2Cys6 transcription factor. Lineage: Eukaryota; Fungi; Ascomycota; Eurotiomycetes; Eurotiales; Aspergillaceae. The record is from RefSeq and is a predicted model, not a curated record. The transcript has 3 exons. The coding region runs from base 1 to 1779 and encodes 592 amino acids. Gene Ontology annotation, biological process: regulation of DNA-templated transcription. Gene Ontology annotation, molecular function: DNA-binding transcription factor activity, RNA polymerase II-specific; zinc ion binding.